CGCCUCCCGGGUGCCGCGUUUGGACCGGAGUCGCUGCCCCGGCGCUCUGCCGUGGGCGGCCCGCGGCGCGGCGGCCCCUCCCGUGAGGCGGCGGCGCGUGCGAGCGGCUGUGUGGGCGCGCCAGGCCGGCGGGCGCGGGCAGUUCCCGAGUCCAAAUCUGGUUCCUAAGAAACAUCAAAGGAAGCCUGCACUGGAGGCCCCCGGGUCUCCUCGGAAGCCGGACUGCAUCCACUGUGUGAGACGGGAUGGCACCCCCCACCAGUGUGCCCUCGUCAUUGCUGCUGCUGACGGCUGUUGCAGGUUGUGCCGGUGGCCCGUGCCGCGAGGGGAGGACGUUCGCCAAUGCCGUCGUUUCGCCGGACCCGGCAACCACCAGGAUCGCGCGGGGGCCCCCGGGCAGCCCCGCGGUGCGCUGCACGGCCGCGUGCUGUGAGCUGGCCGGCUGCGACCUGGCCUGGUGGCUCGAGGGCCGCUGCUACCUGGUGAGCUGCCCGCGCUCCGAGAGCUGUGCGCCCAAGGCCGUGGGCGCCCCCGGGUCCUUCCUCACCUUUGUGCGCAGGCCGGCGCGGCUGCUGGACCGCGGGGCGAUGCUGCGCGACAGGGGGGCGCCCUCGGGACGGUGGGGCGACGCGCCGCAGGAGAUCGGGAAGGACUGGCCCUUCCUAGGCCCAGAGCGGGGCCCAGAGGAGGCGCCGGGGCACUCGGACGACAGCGCGCAACCCGAGCAAGCCCCCGCGCGGCCCCUCGGCAAGCCGGGGCCCAGAGGGAGCGCCGAGCCCUCGGCCUGGGGCCCGCGCCGGGGCGGCCGGGCCGGCGGCAGCCCCUCUGCCGGAGGCGGCCUUGCAGCGGCCGCCGAGAAGCAGGACCACCCUGCGCCGCGGCCGCCGAACGCGCCCCCAUGGGCCGCGGCCCCACAGCGGUCUCGGGAGAGCGGCUCGUUGCCAUCCUCGGUGACAGCCCCACCUUGGGGACAGGCGUUGGGAAAGGAGGCCUUGCUGCGCCAGGAGCGACCCAGCGCCGGCUCCGGAGGAGAGGUUUUAAUAUCUUCCCGUCAUCCUCCUCCAGCCAGAGUGGCAUUCAGCCCAGCCUCCACAGAGAAGAGCCCACUUCCCACAGUCCCCGUGCGGAGCCCAGAGCAUGGUGCCCUGACCCCUCCCACUAGCCUUGUCCCCACUGAGCCCACCCCACCAGAGCAACCUGCGUCUCCGACCGCUGCUCCCAGGACAGUGAAAGCCCUCACGGUGUCCGCCGGCGACAAUCUCGUAAUGACUUUACCGGAGGACCAAGUGGACCUGAAGGCUUUUGUUGUGCGUGCGCCCCCUGCAGAAACCACCUACAGCUACGAAUGGAGUUUAAUAAGCCACCCUGUCAACUACCGAGAUGAAAUAAAAGAAAGACACAUGCAAACUCUUCAUGUCUCUCAUUUGUCAGCAGGACUUUAUGCCUUCAAAGUAGCAGUUUCUGGUGAAAAUGCCUUUGGAGAAGGAUUUGUCAAUGUCACAGUUAAGCCAGCCAGAAGAGUCAACCUGCCCCCCACAGCGGUGGUUUCUCCCCAGAUGCAAGCCCUCACCCUGCCUUGGACGUCGGCCUUCCUCGAUGGCAGCCAAAGUACGGAUGACACUAAAAUCGUCAAUUACCACUGGGAAGAAAUUAGCGGCCCCUUCCGAGAGGAGACUCCCACAGAUUCCCCCGUCCUACAUCUGUCUAACCUCGUUCCUGGAAACUACACUUUCAGAUUGACUGUUACAGACUCGGAUGGAGCCUCUAACUCCACAACUGCAGCCCUAAUAGUCAACAGUGCUGUGGACCAUCCUCCAGUCGCCAAUGCAGGACCAAAUCAGACCAUAACUUUGCCCCAAAACUCCAUCACUUUGAAUGGAAACCAGAGCAGUGAUGAUCACCAGAUUGUCCUCUAUGAGUGGUCCCUGGGUCCAGGGAGUGAGAGCAAAGAGGUGGCCAUGCAGGGCGUUGAGACACCAUACCUUCAUUUGUCGGCCAUGCAGGAAGGAGACUAUAUGUUCCAGCUGAUGGUGACAGAUUCUUCAAAGCAGCGAUCCACGGCUGUGGUCACUGUGACUGUCCAGCCCGAAAGCAACAGGCCUCCAGUGGCUGUGGCCGGCCCAGACAAGGAGCUGGUCUUCCCGGUGGAGAGCACCACCCUGGAUGGCAGCAGGAGCACUGACGACCAGGGCAUCGUCCUCUACCACUGGGAGCACGUCCGAGGCCCUGGCGCCGUGCAGAUGGAAAAUCCCGACGACGCCGUAGCCACGGUGCGCAGGCUCCGGGUGGGGACCCACCGCUUCCGUCUGACGGUGACUGAUGGGCAGGGGCUGAGCAGCACAACCACCCUCACUGUGGCCGUGAAGAAGGGAAAUAACAGUCCUCCCAGAGCCCACGCCGGUGGCCGCCACGUGCUUGUGCUUCCCAAUAACUGCGUUACUUUGGACGGUUCGAGGUCUACCGAUGACCAAGGAGUUGUGUCCUACCUGUGGGUCCGGGACGGCCAGAGCCCAGCUGCUGGGGAUGUCAUCGAGGGCUCCGACCGCAGCGCAGCCCUGCAGCUUACCAAUCUGGUGGAGGGCGUCUACACGUUCCGCUUGCAAGUUGCUGAUGGUCAGGGGGCCUCGGACACGGACACGGCCACCGUGGAAGUGCGGCCAGCAGGAUUUCAGAGCGGACCUCCCGUGUGUUCUGGCUUCGCAGACCCUAGGAAGAGUGGACUGGUGGAGCUGACCCUGCAGGUGGGCGUGGGGCGGCUGACCGAGCAACAGAAGGACACCCUCAUGAGACACCUGGCAGCCCUGCUGAACGUGCCAGACUCAGACGUUAAGGUUCAGAAGAUCCAGGCCCACUCGGACCUCAGCACCGUGAUUGUGUUUUAUGUCCAGAGUGGGCCGCCUUUCGAGGUUCUCAAAGCUGCCGACGUGGUCCACAGUUUGCAUAGGCAGCUCUCAAAGGAGAAGGCCGAUUCCUUGCUCUUCAAAGUCUUGAGGAUCGACACAGCAGGCUGCCUUCUGCAGUGCUCUGGCCACGGUCACUGCGACCCCGUCACCAAGCGCUGUGUGUGCUCCUGGCUGUGGAUGGAGAACCUGAUACAGCGUUACAUCCGGGAUGGGGAGAGCAACUGCGAGUGGAGUAUAUUCUACGUGACGGCGUUGGCUCUCACUGUCCUCGUGCUGAUCGGGGGCUCGCCCUGGCUUUGCAUCUACUGCUGCAAGAGACGAAAAAGGACUAAAAUAACGAAGAAAACCAAGUAUACCAUCCUGGAUAACAUGGACGACCAGGAGAGAAUGGAGCUGAGGCCCAAGUAUGGUAUUAAACACCGAAGCACAGAGCACAACUCCAGCCUGAUGGUGUCCGAGUCUGAGUUUGACAGUGAUCAGGACACAAUCUUCAGCCGAGAGAGGAUGGAGAGAGGGAAUCCAAAAGUUGCUAUGAAUGGUUCCCUCAGAAACGGAGCUUCUUUCAGCUAUUGCACAAAGGACAGAUAAUGGAGCAGUUUGUAAACUCGAAGGCUACCCACAGGAAUCGCUGAAUCCAGGACCAGUUACUGGGAGUUAAAACACAGAACUAACUCUUGUUAGAAUAGUGCAUUAAUGUCCUUUCACACGGGGCUGGAUGUGUGUCCCUGUAUUUAAAAGAUCUGUUUUCUUGGGGUGUUGGAGACAUGAAACAAAACAGAAACGUUGCUCUUUUAAACAGAGAUGCUUGCUAACAGGGAUACAGGUUGGGUCAGAUACUAGGUAUACCCGUAGAAGAGUUUCGUGUUUCGUAGGUGGCGCGGUAUUUAUAUUACCUAGGUGGAAAUAAAGACUACCCCUGUGUCUAUCCGCAGACCUUUAGGUAAGUUAAACACGCAUUUAAAGAGGGCUGAUUUCUCUCUGGAGCUGCGAUUGCCCUUGAGGACGACGUUCCGAACAUGGUUUUUCUGGUAGGACCCACACAAUCACAUGGCUGCGUGUGUUACAGUAGCUUACUUGAGGUGUGGGUUGUCUUCUGUGUGGCAGGUUUUCUGUGCUGACUGAGACCCCCGUACAGAGCAAGCCCCCCAGUAUGCUUAUUCCUUGCUGUGGCCAGCCACCGUGUGCCCUGUGUUGACAGCAGCCCCUGGGAAUCGGAGAGCUGAGUAAGAAUCAUCUGAUGAGGACCAGAGGCAUAGAAAGGGACGUGGGGGCAUCACGACCUGUAGGUCGAAAGUUGAAGGUCACAUGGUAACAUCCUUUGCCUUUUCCUUCUCCUAGAAAAGCUACCUCGAAGCCUCUCCUAGCCCCAGUGUACGUUAAACGCGAUAAAAGUGAUUAUUAACUGAUGGAACAUGUACUGAGUAUGUCCAUAGGCAUGUAUUUAGAUUGCCAUAGAUAGGAAUAAUGACUCAGCAACUUUGUCUAUAUUCUCAAACUCAGAAACGUAGUCCGUCUUAAUUAGGAUGGGAUGCUCAUGAUAAUUGGCCCCUACAGAUACUUUCCAUGAUAACAAAUUGACAUAGACACUCACUUCAUAGGUUUAAAAAAAUAUAUUAAAUCUUUUUUUUUUUUUUUAAGAUUUUAUUUAUUUAUUUGACAGAGAGAGAGAGCGAGAGCAGGAACACAAGCAGGGGGAGUGGGAGAGGGAGAAGCAGGCUUCCCGCUGAGCAGGGAGCCCGAUGCGGGGCUCCAUCCCAGGACCCUGGGAUCAGGACCUGAGCUGAGGGCAGACGCUUAACGACUGAGCCACCCAGGCGCCCCUUAAAUCAUUUUUUUUUAACCAGAUAAAUCUCACUUUAAAUAUAUGGGUGGGGGGAACCCAUCCCCAACCACAGAGCACCCCAGAGCAGACCUGGAGUGAACUAUAGCCUGAGGAGGUGGCUGGCCCCUGUUGGUUCUCCAUCCAUAGUCUUGAGGCUGGUGACCUGGGAGGCGCCCUUGGCAUUCUUUGGAAAGAUUAGAAUAGAGGUGGGGCCCAUCACAGAUAGAAUCAGUGUUGUGGCCUCAGGCGUGAACACACCUAAACAGGAUCCUGGUGCACAAGUUUCUGUGAAACUAGGAUUGCUUUACCAUGAUUAAGUGGAAAAGCAAGAGGAUCAGGUUUAAACCAUCAGGACGGAACAAGGGAGAAAAUAGUUGCUGUGGGUCCCUGAACAAAAUUAAGCUUGCAGAUGCUUUUGUUCUCUCUGGUCAUACUCAUCCUCAUGAGAUCAUCUUGUUUUCAAUUUUUGUACUUUCUGGGGAACCGCAGAACUAAAAAGUAUAUAAGACUGUAAUUUUAUUUUUAAAAAAUAAUUUCUUUGCUUAUGCCUCCACUUUCUGUAUUACUAGUCAGUUCAGUCUAUCUGUGAUGUUAGAAGGAAGAUGUGAUGGUUUCUACACCAGUAUUUAUCUUCAUAAACUUAAUCCCUCACA
Mirounga angustirostris (Northern elephant seal) is the source of this 5378-nucleotide messenger RNA. Its product is annotated as KIAA0319 ortholog. NCBI's taxonomy places the organism in Eukaryota, Metazoa, Chordata, Mammalia, Carnivora, Phocidae. Bases 246 to 3491 code for a protein of 1081 amino acids. The transcript has 21 exons. Gene Ontology annotation, cellular component: cytoplasmic vesicle; plasma membrane. Gene Ontology annotation, molecular function: protein binding. The record is from RefSeq and is a predicted model, not a curated record. Gene Ontology annotation, biological process: neuron migration.